Gadus chalcogrammus (walleye pollock) is the source of this 433-nucleotide messenger RNA. Its product is annotated as carboxypeptidase O-like. The transcript is spliced from 5 exons. Gene Ontology annotation, biological process: proteolysis. Gene Ontology annotation, molecular function: zinc ion binding; metallocarboxypeptidase activity. The coding region runs from base 116 to 433 and encodes 105 amino acids. NCBI's taxonomy places the organism in Eukaryota, Metazoa, Chordata, Actinopteri, Gadiformes, Gadidae. The record is from RefSeq and is a predicted model, not a curated record.
CAAGUCAAGUGCUAGGUUCUGAGCGCACACAAACACACACAAACACACACACACACAUCGUGUCCAGGACCUCCGAGAGACUAGUUUAAGGGACGAGGCCUGAAAGAUUUUUAAGAUGAUGUUGGCGUCGCUUGUGGGGAUGUUGCUCCUGCAGAUGGGAGCGGCAACGAUGGAGAGAGCAAUUCAUGACUACAACGUCUACCACCCCUAUACUGAGAUUGACAGCUGGAUGACCGGGAUUCUGAUUGACAACCCGGACAUGGUGUCUAUUGAGCGCUACGGCCAGACCUACGAGAAGAGAGACAUCAACUUGCUCAGGAUCGGGGAGAGGACAGGGGCGAUGAAGAAGGUCGUCUGGAUGGACUGCGGGAUCCAUGCCCGGGAGUGGAUCUCACCGGCCUUCUGCCAGUACUUCAUCAAACAGUCUAUUUGA